Musa acuminata AAA Group (dessert banana) is the source of this 893-nucleotide messenger RNA. RefSeq names its product vacuolar protein sorting-associated protein 55 homolog. Lineage: Eukaryota; Viridiplantae; Streptophyta; Magnoliopsida; Zingiberales; Musaceae. The transcript has 5 exons. The record is from RefSeq and is a predicted model, not a curated record. Gene Ontology annotation, biological process: late endosome to vacuole transport via multivesicular body sorting pathway. The coding region runs from base 216 to 632 and encodes 138 amino acids. Gene Ontology annotation, cellular component: endosome.
UAGAGAAGAAACUCGAGAAGAGGGACGGCCGUUCAGGAAUCUCGUCGACGGCUUUAGGCAGCUCUUGAUGGAACCCUAGAUCCGGGAACCGGAAACCCCCAACACUGAUGCGGAUUCCUCCGCAAGCAAUGCUAGUUUUCCUCCCAUCACAGUUUCAGAUGGUUGAUUCUUGUAUCUACUGAACUUGCCAGAAGUUAUAACUAAUUCAAGAAACAAUGGCGGGUUUAUCACGCAGCUUGUCGACUUGCCUGCACUCUGGACAGCUUGCUCUAUUGGCAAUUCUGGUCUCUGGUGGAAUAGUAUUGCAAAUUUUGGCAUGUGCUUUGUACAAUAACUGGUGGCCUAUGCUAACAGCGUUGAUGUAUGUAAUUCUUCCGAUGCCAUUGUUAUUCUUUACGGGAUCCAACAGCAGCUCACUCAUGUCCAAUGAGGGAAAUGGAUGGGUAAACUUCACAAAAUUCUUGACCGGUGCUUCAGUCAUUGGAAGCAUUGCGAUACCUUCCAUCUUGAAGCAUGCAAAUCUCAUCGGAUGGGGGGCGCUGGCAAUGGAGCUGUCUUCUUUUGUGGUUUUCGGUGUGGCCAUCCUAUGGUUCCUCCAGAUGAGCAAUCACGAUGACUACAGUUAUUUCUAAUGCUUGAUUAAUGUGCGUGUGAUUUUUAUUUUCUAAUGUUUUGAUUAUCGAGUUAUGGGAGUGGAUUUCUUCCCUCUUGUCUGAAUUCAGGCAAAUUACUGCUUGUGCAUUUAUGCUACUCGAUCACAUUUGUUCAAAGUUGCAUGUAAUGAGUGGCUACAACGCCUUGUGAUUUUGCAAUUAUGUGAACUUGAUCGUGUAACCAAAAGACUCGGAUUUUGGAGAUACUAUCACAAGAAAUGCAUACAAAUGUUGAGGACC